Molecule: messenger RNA, 3371 nt
Organism: Eurytemora carolleeae
Lineage: Eukaryota; Metazoa; Arthropoda; Copepoda; Calanoida; Temoridae
Exons: 31
Coding region: 25-3330 (1101 amino acids)
Biological process (GO): lipid metabolic process; multicellular organism development; cell differentiation
Molecular function (GO): extracellular matrix binding; protein binding; collagen binding
Source: RefSeq, a predicted model, not a curated record
UUUUGUAGAUUUCAGAUUAAUAAGAUGGUUACUAAGCGAUACCUUGCAGCUUUAGGAAUUAUAAUUCUAUCUGUACUUGGAGUAUUGAUCGUCAGUUACCUGGAGAUAAUAAACAUGGACAGGUAUCUUAUAGAAGAAGAGGUUUGUGGAGUAGAAUCAUGCUUUGUUCAGCUAGGGAGUAGAUGUCUGAGGUGCACAAAUCCUAAACUACCUCGGAAAGUACAGAAAAGAUCUCUUACAUCUGUGCAACCUUUACCACCAACUGUAAUAGAUCAACAAGGGUGUCAGAUGUUAACUCAUUGUCUAAAGCAGUGUAAUCACGGGCUGGAAAAUAUAUGCAGUGAAACUGAAAAACGAGCAGCGAGUCCUCCAAUAUUCUUGGAUGAUGAUGAGCCGAUGUGUGAAGAUGACCGUCCCCGUAUUCUCGGGCAUGCUGGAGGAGAUCCUGUCCGGGCAUGCGAGAACACGGUAGAGGCCACCAGGGCAGGUCUUGAGGCUGGUAUGGAGGCUGUUCAUAUUGAUAUCUCAAUAUCCAAGGACAAGAUUCCGUUCCUUUGGAGAGAUCAUGAUCCAAGGUCUUUAACUUCACGUCUCCGUCAGAUGGGAAGUUAUGGUGUGAUGGGCUGCAGACCAGCAUUCAAUCUUCAAUCCGUAGUUCCAGCCCAUCAGCUUACCUGGGAAAAAAUACAGUCUGAUUGGUUCUAUGUGAAUACUACCACAAAUCUACGUAAUCACAACAAUACUAUCGUCAAUUUCCAGGAUUGGGUUAAGGGGGUAGGGGUUGACCUGAAGAGGAUAGAAAAGGUUUGGUUGGAGUUUAGAAUGCCAAGAGAGUUCCUGUAUUCCUCCAUCCUUGAAGUCUGGAGACUGGCAACUACUGCAGGAAUUCAGCACAAACUUUUCUUUAAACUCAAUCAAUAUGGAAAGGUCGUGUUCGAUCAACCUAUCACUCUGGUGGGAGGAAUAGAAGUUUCAAUCCAAAAGCUUUCAUUGUCCGAAAGAAAUUCUAUCGUGUACUUUCUAAAGGAGAUAGAAAAGGGGGAUGCCAGGGGAGAUGUUUUUAUUUUAAACAGUGAGGAUGAAGCUGUUUACACUCUUCUAUCUGAAAAUAAUUCUUCCUCAGUCUCCGCUCUAUAUAAAGAGCUGAAAGCUAAAGUUGAUCCUUCAAACCUUGAUCUGAAAGGGAUAAACUUUGAAGUAAAAACAAUGGAUUCCUUAGUUGAAAAUGUGAGGAAUGUAAUUAAUUCUCGUGAUAAAUUAACCAGGGAUAAUUGUAAUCCUUCCUACACUCAGGUUGCCGCCUGGACGGUGAAUAACCGUGAGAUUGCUCAUCAGCUGGUUUGUCUUCACAUAGAUUAUAUAAUCACAGAUUAUCCAGAACGGGUUGACCGGUUUGCUGAUUGUGCCUUGAGGUUAAAACAAGACAACUGUCCAGCGUUCUGUGGCCGGAUAUAUUUACCUGUGUGUGGGUCUGAUGGCACUACUUAUAGUAAUGAGUGUAUGAUGAGAUUUCAUGCUUGUGAGACAAAAGAGAUAAUUACUUUGGUGCAUAAUGGCAGGUGUCAAGAACAACUAAAUACAAGUUUGAUCAGACAACGAGUAGGGAACCCUGUUUAUGAAAAAUCUGAAGGAAACCCUGGAAAUUUUUUAGUCCCUAAUAAUAAAGAAGAAGUCGCGAGAAGAUCAGCUGCUGCAUUGUUGAAACCUGCAGGAGAGAAGACGACAUUUGCAGAGAACACCCGAGGAGUAGACCAAACUAAGACGACAUAUAUUCAUGAUAAAGAGUUCGCAACCAAUACUUAUAAAGAUUUAGAUUUAGAUACUGAACUUCUCUGUGAUUUCUCCUUUUGUCGAGGGGAACAGGGCUAUAAUCCAGUUUGUGGGAAGAAUGGAUUAACCUAUGAUAAUCAGUGUUCUCUUCUACAAACAAAAUGUUAUGGAGAACAAGUACAUCUGGAUUAUGAAGGGUCUUGUAAAACUACUCCUUGUACUGAGAACUGUAGUGAGAUGGAGUUACCAGUUUGUGGGACAGAUAGGUUGACCUACAGAAACACCUGCUGCUUAGAGCGAGCUAGCUGUCUUGAUAAAGAUGAUAAAGGAGAUGAAAUACACGUCUGGCAUAGAGGGGUCUGUGGGGAUUGUACUUUUAUUUGUACAAGGGAGUUCCGUCCUGUUUGUGGGUCUAACAAUAAAAGCUACGCCAACCUAUGUACAAUGGAGGAACAAACUUGUCGAGACAAUACUCCAGUUUGGUGGAUGCAUGAAGGUAGAUGCAAAGGUGACUCAAAUAAAUCUGAAAAUCUACCAGAAAAUACUGGGAACUCGUAUAUUAAACCAAUCACCCAAUCAACCGAAAACUAUCAACCUAUCUCCCAAUCCUACAAUUCUGCUACUCAUGCGCCAUCUUUUAAACCAUUCCCCCCACCCUUGCAAUCCAACCCACCUGGAUACCAAUCACCUCCCCUGGCUCUACCCUCACAGCCCAACCAACCCCAAGAUCAACCAUCUCCACCACCCUCUCAAUCCAAUCCACCGGGAUAUAAACCAUCUCCCCCACCCUUGCAAUCCAACACACUUGGAUACAAACCAUCUCCCCCACCCUCUCAACCCAACCUACUUGGAUAUCAACCAUCCCCUUCACCCUCUCAAUCUAAUUCACCCGGAUAUAAACCAUCUCCUCAAAUCAUGCAUCCUAUUCCUAACUCAUCCGGAAACCUACCAUUAUCCCCAUCCAAUCAACCUUUAAUACCCGGAUAUCAACCACCGAUCCCCUCCUAUCAAACAACCUCUUCAAACAAUCAAUUAUCACCUUCAUCAUAUCAACCAACCCCAAUCAAUAAUCAACCAUCUCACUCAUAUCAACAAACCCAUUCUAACUAUCAACAACCUGCCUCAUUUCAAUCAAUCCCAUCAAAUAAUCAACCAUCAUCUUCCUCCUUAAAACCAAACCCAAUCAAUAAUCAACCAUCAACCUCACACCAAUCAUCACCCUCGUAUCAACCAAACCAAUCCAACAUUCAACCAUUAUCUUCAAAUCAACCAACCCCUUCCAAUAAUAAACCAUCAUCUCUCUCAUAUCAACCAAACCCAUCCAUUAAUCAACCGAAACCCCCCUCAUAUCAACCAAAUCCCCCCUCUCAUCAAGCAAACCUUCCAUCCUUCCAUCAGUUUCCCCAACCCUAUACAACUACUAGGGUUCCUGGACACUCCAAUACAGAUAAUAUGAAAACAGUCGAGAAGAAAUAUCUCCAGCCUAUCCGACCAGAAGUCGAAGAGAAAGACGACAUUUUUGAUGAGUUUCUGGAUAAUUUCAACUCUAUUAUCGAUUGAAUAUGUAUUGACUAAUUUUUAAUAUAUUUUAUCCCUAGUUG